This is a messenger RNA of Nerophis lumbriciformis (worm pipefish), 809 nucleotides long. RefSeq lists its product as uncharacterized. Lineage: Eukaryota; Metazoa; Chordata; Actinopteri; Syngnathiformes; Syngnathidae. The record is from RefSeq and is a predicted model, not a curated record.
GCUCAAACAAAAAUGUGUGCUCGCCUCCACCGAGCGAGUCAAAGCGUUUCAGCGACGAGGAUGAAGCGACUUGUUGUGUUUGUGGCUCUUCUCUCUCUGGGGCUGUCUGCUCCUCUACCCAGCUGCGACGCCCUGCUCCGGCCAAUCAACAUCCGCAAUGAGCAGAUGUUGGGCCGCUGGCUGUACAUCGGGGGCAGCUCCGACCUGCCGGGAAGUCGCUCUCUGGGCCUCCUGCUCAACAACGCCUGGCUGGACGUCAGCGCCACCUCCCGCAGCAACGUGCUCACCAUCGUCCAGACUCAGAGGAUCUACGGCGAGUGUUCCAGCCUCAAGUACAACGUGACCAUGGAGAACGGCACUCUGCUGAUCGAGCAUCCGUUCUACCUGAAGGAAGUCUACCUGAAGAGCGACUGUCCAGACUGCCUGGUGGUCUAUGAGGAAGUCAACUCCACCCAGGACUCCUUCAGGAGUCUUCUGCUUUUCAGCAGACAACGCAGCGUCUCGGCUGCUGACGUGGAUUUGUUAAGGAGGCAAGCCAAGUGUCUCCAGAUGCCCUCCCCACUCUUGAUGGACCCCACCCAUGACCUGUGCCCAGACAACCUGGAGUCCUCAGACGGACUUGACGCCCUCAACUCCUUGUUGGAAGCCAAGAUGGCGCAUCGGGUGGCCAGGCUGCUGGACAAACUUUUUGACUUCUUUGUCAACUGAUGCAUUUUGUUGUGAGGCCCACACUACACACCAUAGCUGUGUAGAAGUCACUUAAUUAACUAAUUAAUUAAUUAGUGCCAUUAAAGUUCACUCACAUCUAA